AUGACUCUUUCACGCUCAACAACCAAGGUUAUCAUCGUCGGCGGGGCUGGCACGAUUGGCUCCUCAACAGCACUGCAUCUCAUUCGAAAUGGCUACACACCCUCAAACAUAACAGUGCUCGAUGUAUAUCCAAUUCCAUCUGCUCAAUCUGCAGGCCACGAUCUCAACAAGAUCAUGAGCAUCCGACGAAGCAACAAAAUUGGUCUACAGCUUUCGCUUGAGGCGCUGAACAUGUGGAAACACGAUCCGCUAUUUAAGCCAUUCUUUCACGAAGUUGGAAUGAUUGACUGUUCGUCAUCCGAAGAGGGUAUUGCAGCCCUUCAACAGAAGUACAAAUCUUUAGUGGACGCGGGAAUGGGUUUCGAGAAGACGACCUUCUGGUUAGAGGGGAACGAUAUUCAAUCGAGAGUUCCACCAUUCACAAAGGAGCAAACACAGGAAUGGAAAGGAGUACUCUGCAGCGAUGGAGGCUGGCUCGCAGCGGCAAAGGCCAUCAAUGCGAUAGGCCAGUUCUUGAAAAGCCAAGGAGCUCAACUCAGAUUCGGAAACGCCGGAACAUUCAAACAACCCCUCUUCGCAGAAGAUGGAAUAACAUGCAUCGGCGUGGAAACUAUAGACGGCACGAAAUACUACGCUGAUAAAGUCGUCUUAGCAGCUGGUGCUUGGAGUCCAACACUAAUCGAUUUAGAAGAUCAGUGUGUCUCCAAGGCAUGGGUCUUCGCACACAUAAAACUCACACCAGAAGAGGUAAAGCAAUACAAAAAUAUCCCCGUCAUAUACGACGGCGAAUACGGCUUCUUCUUCGAACCAGAUGAGAACGGAAUAAUCAAAGUCUGCGACGAAUUCCCCGGCUUCUCACGCUUCAAACCCCACAAACCAUUCGGAGCUACUUCUCCAAAACUUAUCUCCGUACCUCGAUCCCACGCAAAACAUCCAAGCGAUACAUACCCCGACGCAUCAGAGGUGACUAUCCGCAAGGCCAUCGCUAGAUUCCUGCCCGCGUUCAAAAACAAAGAGCUUUUUAAUCGAACGAUGUGUUGGUGUACCGAUACUGCUGAUGCGAGUCAAUUGAUAUGUGAGCAUCCGAGAUGGAAGAAUUUUAUUUUGGCUACGGGGGAUAGUGGGCAUAGUUUUAAACUUCUACCUAAUAUUGGGAAACAUGUUGUUGAGCUUAUUGAGGGGAGUUUGUCGGAUGAAAUGGCGUAUGAGUGGAGAUGGAGACCUGGUGGUGAUGCUUUGAAGUCGAAACGGGGUGCGGUGGCGAAGGAUUUGGCUACUCUGCCGGGUUGGCAGCAUGAUGCGAAGCUUUAG
This is a messenger RNA of Penicillium angulare, 1311 nucleotides long. RefSeq names its product NAD(P)/FAD-dependent oxidoreductase. Gene Ontology annotation, molecular function: flavin adenine dinucleotide binding; saccharopine oxidase activity; sarcosine oxidase activity. The coding region runs from base 1 to 1311 and encodes 436 amino acids. The record is from RefSeq and is a predicted model, not a curated record. NCBI's taxonomy places the organism in Eukaryota, Fungi, Ascomycota, Eurotiomycetes, Eurotiales, Aspergillaceae. The transcript has 7 exons.